This is a messenger RNA of Ascochyta rabiei, 2988 nucleotides long. RefSeq lists its product as uncharacterized. The transcript has 2 exons. Bases 1 to 2988 code for a protein of 995 amino acids. The record is from RefSeq and is a predicted model, not a curated record. NCBI's taxonomy places the organism in Eukaryota, Fungi, Ascomycota, Dothideomycetes, Pleosporales, Didymellaceae.
AUGCCCCUAAUUCUCUCCCUGGCAGCUCCAGGUAGCCCAUGUCGCCUCUUCUGGCCCUCGGCGCGCCUCGCAGGGCAAUGGCACGCUACGCACCUGCCGACCAAUUUCCUCCGACUCCGUCAUACAUCAUAUGCAAUUUCGCCAGCAUGUGUCUCGGCAGUGCCUUAUCGAGAAUGCCGGCGAACUGCUCAGCGAACGCGCAGCGACAUACCCUUUUCUCUCCAUGACGGCACAUCGAGCUUUUCGACGCAACACUCUACACCAUCUCCUGAGGAUGAGAACGUCGCAGAUGAAGGAGGAGAAGAAGACGAUAUCCUUGGAUAUUCCUCUGAAGAGGAGAGGUCAAGAGUUGAAGUGGAUGAGGAUGCGCUAGAAGCAGAAAGUGCAAUCAGUCAGAACACGUCUUGUGCAGCUACGUACUUCCCAUUCAAGGCACAAACCAGUCGGAGCUUGAGCAAGGCACAGCGGCGCAGUCAGCCCACGACUGUGCUGGAUUCGAUACACUCCUCGGCUCGGCACCUGUACUCGGCUACACCACGUGGAAAAACAGAUUUAUCGCACACCAGUCCAAGACGCCACAUGCCUGGUGGCCAGUGGCGGCGAACCCCAAGCUCCCUUCCUUCUCCAGUAACGUCACAUCAACGCACAACAUCGCCUUCCUUGUACUCAAUCAUCUCGAGAUACCUUGGACAUCUUACUACAGCAGCUUCUCAAGACACGCCAUUCACAUGUACCCAGCAUGAACUUGAAUCACUACAACGGGUAGGCUUGACUCCGAAUACUGUGCAAACAUGGGCACAUUCGCUUCUGGAGACGAACUCCAACGUUGCUGCAAGAAUCUUCCAGCACGGCGCUGAAGUACCGCCAUUCUUCCUAGUGCUACUUUUCCUUCGCCGUGAGCACAUCAGGGUCUAUGCGCUGGGCGUGGUCCUGAACCAUAUUGGCCUCAGGCUCGAGAGGGACACAAUAAGCUGGAAGACUCUAAAGAUUGUAGUCGUACGAGUACUGCGGCAUGCCCGUAAGGUAUGGCCAGAAUCGAUCCCCUGGAUCUCGAAAAUCUUCACAAAAAAGGCAGCAAGCAUUCACAAGGAUGACAACGGCACCAAAACCUUCUCGUCUCGCACGCUUGGAGAGCUGACUCACUUUUGCAAUAAUCUGCUGUCGUUGCUGUCGCUACCUUCGUCCCUUCGACCAAUGAUAGCCUCUCGUCACCAGGAGAGCGCUCAGUUUCGCAUUCUGCAGUUCAUGGCUGGCUACGAUCCCUCCAUUGCAGUGACACGCACUGGCUUCCGGGCAGUCGCGCGAAUUCAGCUGACACACGGAAAAACUGAACAAGAGAAAGAUUGGGCGGAGCUGAAAGGCCCUUCGUGGCCCCCUUGGAAAGAGAGUCGAACGGCAAUGGACGAGGGCAAGGGCUACGAGUAUGGUGCCUCACGGGCCUCGAAGAUCCUACACCGCAUGUUUGAAGCCGGGUAUGCUGCGCGCACCUGGGAAGAAGUGGCUGAGGUGUAUGCUGGUUGGGACACCGACUUGAGUCCCACCAUCCAGACACGUACCCUGCUACCGUUCGGGUUCCGAGGCAAGCACGCUCAUCGACUUUGGGCAGCGCGCAUUCGAACAACCAGAACCAAGAGAGAGGCAUGGGCGUGUUUCCUGGCGCAUGAAACGUCGGGCGCACCUGCGCAUGAGGAGAUAUACCUUGCUAUGUUCGAGAAGCUGUUCUAUCUGGAGGCGCAAAGACGAGUUGAGGGCGAGUCUCAGUACGACGCGGGCUCCGAAAAAUCGCUGGAACACACAGCCGCAGCUUUACUCCCUGGAGACAUGAAGGAGGUGCUUCCAGACCCAUCCUCGCCUCUACACAACGUCUAUCUCAGUGAGCCGGUUCCUACAUACGAACAAUUCUACCGCCGCAUGAUGAGUAGAAACAUGCGGCCUACGAAGAGACUCCUAGCCUUCUUACUCAAGACCUACCCUGAUUUUGCCACACUUUACAAACUUCUAGAGAAGGCCAAAGACGACUUCAAUGGUGGCAUUGGGUGUCUCAUCACUGGCGACCAUGGCGAUACUAGCACUGUCCACGAGAUCCCCGGCUACUUUCUCGCUGCAUUCAUUCGAUUCCUUUGCCGAUUUGGCCAUCCCACAAGAGGGCUUUCUGCCAAAACAACCUUGUUAGCACCGAAUCAGCAUGCUCGUCAGUUCCUGUUCAAUGAGAACUACCUUCUCGAAUACGCCUACGCACUUCUCCUGCACUACAAACCACGCUACCAACCUGCGUGGACUGCAUUUGCGGAGAGAGUCGUGUUCAGCAGGUUCGGAAACCAGUCUAUGUACCAUGAGAAGGACAGUGCAAUGGGCAUAACGGACGUUCAGUAUAAGAUUAUCACCAAGCUGCUGGAUACGUUGGCUUCGAUCGACGUCGAUGUUGAAGGCGAAUUGUUCAACCUCGCCUGCACGGCGACCAGAUACGCUGCACAGGCUGUGCACCGAGGAAAUUUCCCUGUGGAGCAAGGCCGCGAUUUCUUGGCCACUAGAUCCUAUCGACUGCGUAAACUCUUCCAUAGUUUCGUAGGCGUCCAUGCAGAUCCAGAGGUGCCCAUCCGUGCGUCCAGCAUACCAUCGCGCAUACCCGGGCCUGCAGAGCUACACGCCUACGUUCGUGCACUCGGUGUCCUCCGCGAUUACGAGGGGCUAUAUUCCUUCUCCACAUGGCUCACCAAGAAUAACUCCGAGGUCACAGCACGUGCCCGCGCGCAACACGGCGGUAACGACAUGUUGUUCCGGACGCUAGUAGCGUUGAGAGCUGCUACCAGCGGAUGGUUAGAAGAAGGACGCGAUACUCGACCGACAGCACCUGAAGAGAUAAAGCAACUCAUAAAGGCGCAGAUUGCUAGUGUGGAAGAGUGGGGUGGUUGGCCGAGCAAAAAGUACGUUACGUUGUAUAUUGAAGGUCACGUGAGGAGUUCGACGCCCGAGGUUGGUGGACGGUAA